Molecule: messenger RNA, 1392 nt
Organism: Acanthosepion pharaonis
Lineage: Eukaryota; Metazoa; Mollusca; Cephalopoda; Sepiida; Sepiidae
Source: the annotation of a GenBank genome assembly
AUGAGCGAACAAAAAAAAAAAUCUGAUCUAUAUCUAUUAUUAAUAUUUAUCUAUCUAUCUAUCAUUCUAUCUAUUUAUCUAUCUAAAUAUCUAAAACUAUCUAUCUAUCUAUCUAUCUAUGUUUUAUCCAUCCAAUCUAUGAAUCUAUCAACAUCUAUCCAAAUCUUAUCUGUCUAUGAAUCUAUAAAUCUAUCUAUCUAUCUAUCUAUCUAUCUAUCUCACUCUGUUUACACCUAUCUAUCCAUCUAUCUGUCUAUCCAUCUAUCUCACUCUAUUUACACCUAUCUAUCUAUCUAUCUAUCUAUCUAUCUAUCUAUCUAUCUCACUCUAUUUACAUCUGUCUGUCUGUCUGUCUAUCUAUCAAUCUAUCUCACUCUAUUUACAUCUAUCUAUCCAUCUAUCUAUCUAUCUAUCUCUAUUCACAUCUAUUUAUCUCUAUUUACAUCUAUCUAUCUAUCUAUCUCACUCUAUUUACAUCCGUCUGUCUGUCUGUUUAUCUAUCUAUCUAUCUCAAUCUAUCGAUCUAUCUAUCUAUCUAUCUCUAUUUACAUCUAUUUAUCUCUAUUUACAUCUAUCUAUCUAUCUAUCUUGCUCUGUUUACACCUAUCUAUCUAUCUAUCUCUCUAUCUCACUCUAUUUACAUCUAUCUAUCUAUCUAUCUAUCUAUCUAUCUCUAUUUACAUUUGUCUGUCUGUCUAUCUAUCAAUCUAUCUCACUCUAUUUACAUCUAUCUAUCUAUAUCUAUUCACAUCUAUUUAUCUCUAUUUACAUCUAUCUAUCUAUCUAUCUAUCUAUCUAUCUAUCUAUCUAUCUAUCUCACUAUAUUUACAUCUGUCUGUCUGUCUGUUUAUCUAUCUAUCUAUCUCACUCUAUCUAUCUAUCUAUCUCUAUUUACAUCUAUUUAUCUCUAUUUACAUCUAUCUAUCUAUCUAUCUAUCUAUCUAUCUAUCUAUCUAUCUAUCUAUCUAUCUCACUCUAUUUACAUCUAUCUAUCUAUCUAUCUAUCUAUCUAUCUAUCUUUACAUCUGUCUGUCUUUCUAUCAAUCUAUCUCACUCUAUUUACAUCUAUCUAUCUAUCUAUCUAUCUAUCUAUCUAUCUAUCUAUCUAUCUAUGUAUCUCACUCUAUUUACACCUAUCUAUCUAUCUAUCUAUCUAUCUAUCUCACUCUAUUUACAUCUAUCUAUCUAUCUAUCUAUCUAUCUCACUCUAUUUACAUCUAUCUAUCUAUCUAUCGCAAAAGAUUGCUCUUAUUAAUUGUAAACAUCUAUCAUUCGUUUACCUCUACUCCCGUGUUUUCUAUCUAUCUAUCUAUCUAUCUAUCUAUCUAUCUAUCUAUCUAUCUAACUUUACCACUCAUACAACUAAUUCGCUUUGGUUGCACCCUCAGAUGA